AUGCCAUAUGGAAAUGAAAUUGGGGAAGUAAAAAAGGAAAGGAAACUGAUAAUUUUUUCAGGUAAUCGAUUUGGAAAUCCAGAAUUUCCAAAGGUUGCUUGGCAAUUAUUCAUUGAAAUUAUCCAUUCUUCGUCCGAUUAUGGUCGGGGAUAUAGCCAAAGUUAUAACAAAGGAGAAAAUGAUAUUAUUCACAUCUGGCUUAGCCAACUGGGGCCUAAUGGAUUGAAUGAUUUUGUGAAUACUAAAUAUAAAAUUUAUGCAGUUGUAGAGGAUAAUACAAAUGUUGAUAUAGCCAAGUCUACACACAAAUUUGAGAAUCAAGAAAAGAUGGGAUAUUCCAAAGUUUCUUUGAAAAAAUUACUUAAAGAUAAUGGGACUUUGGUUUUGUGUUGUGAAGUGGAGAUUGAUUAUUAUAAUCCAAUUGAUGAUUUACAAAUUAAUGUUUAUCGAAAAAUGUUUGAACAGGAAAUGUUUACUGAUUGUGUUAUUAAAAUUGGGGAUCAAAUAAUUAAUACUCAUCGUUGUAUUUUGGCUCAAAAUAGUGAAGUAUUUUAUAAUAUGUUUAAACAAAAUGGAAUGAUUGAAUCAUUAAAUGUUAGGGCUUUGUUAUUUUUAAGAGAAGUUUUUAUUUCUGACACUUCCCCCGAAUGUUUUCGUGCAAUGCUGGAAUUUUUUUAUUCAGGGAAUAUUAAUAAAAGUUUAAUGGAGAAUCAUGUUGAUGAUAUUUUUGCUGUUGCAAAUAAAUAUCAAGUGGAAUUGUUGAAACAUGAAUGUGAACGAUUUAUGUGUUCGAAAAUUGAUGCCAAAAAUAUUUCUAAAUAUUUUAAUAUUAUUCAAUUAUAUGGGGCUCCGACUUUGGAAAAGGCCUGCAAAACUUAUAUUCAAAACAACAAAAACUUUAUAAAUAGUGAAGAAUGGAAGGAAUUAAGUAAAACAUUCCCUCAAUUGGCUCUUCAAUCUUUGGAAUAUGUUAUUAAUGAUUCUAUUAAAAUUUAA
Molecule: messenger RNA, 996 nt
Organism: Meloidogyne enterolobii
Lineage: Eukaryota; Metazoa; Nematoda; Chromadorea; Rhabditida; Meloidogynidae
Source: the annotation of a GenBank genome assembly